This is a messenger RNA of Nezara viridula (southern green stink bug), 2076 nucleotides long. NCBI's taxonomy places the organism in Eukaryota, Metazoa, Arthropoda, Insecta, Hemiptera, Pentatomidae. The record is from the annotation of a GenBank genome assembly.
AUGGGAGGCAAACUUUCCAGUUUGGAUCCAAUGGAGGUACCUGUGCCAGAGUUACACUUGCUGCUAGAAAGGGAUCCUUAUUUAAAGCCUCAUGAGAGGGAAUUCCGUCGAAGAUAUGCAGUUAUGUCAGAUAGUUUGGGAAGAAUCGAAAAUGAUUUUGGAGGUUAUGAUAAAUUCUUGAGGGCUUACCGUGAGUAUGGCAUGCAUGUGAAUCCUGAUAAUUCAGUGCAAUGUAUCGAGUGGGCUCCUGGUGCGCAGCAGCUCUUCCUCACUGGAGAUUUCAAUCAAUGGAACAAAACUAGUCAUCCAUUUACUAAAUGCGAUUUUGGCUUAUGGAAACUUACAAUCCCACCAGAUGACAAGGGUCACUGUAGAAUCUCUCAUUUGUCUGAAAUCAAGAUUGUGGUUCAAACACAGAGUGGGGAGCUUGUCCAUAGGAUAUCUCCCUGGGCCACCUACGUUGUGAAGCCUCCUAUCACGGAAGGAUUGACGUACAAACAUUUAUUUUGGCACCCUCCUGAAUCAGAGAGGUAUACUCUAAAAAAUAAGAGACCAGAAAAACCUCAAAAUAUGAAAAUAUACGAAUCACACGUAGGAAUAGCCACUAGUGAAUAUAAAGUUGGAACUUAUUUGGAAUUUGCUCAAAACACUGUUCCUCGUAUCGUUAAGCUUGGUUACAAUGCUGUACAAAUCAUGGCUGUAAUGGAACACGCUUACUAUGGUAGUUUUGGAUAUCAAGUUACCAGUUUUUUCGCUGCUUCUAGUCGUUACGGGACACCUGAAGAAUUGAAGAAGAUGAUUGACGCGUGCCAUGAAGCUGGUCUAUAUGUUCUAUUAGACAUUGUUCAUUCGCAUGCUUCCAAAAAUGUUCUCGACGGAUUGAAUUUAUUCGAUGGAACCGAGGCUUGUUAUUUUCAUUCAGGUCCUAGGGGGACUCAUUCGUUAUGGGAUAGCCGAUUAUUCGAUUAUUCUCAGCCUGAGGUAAUGCGAUUUUUACUCUCUAACUUAUUCUGGUAUUACGAAGAAUAUGGCUUUGAUGGAUACAGAUUUGAUGGUGUUACAUCUAUGUUAUACCAUAGCCAUGGUAUGCAAGGAUUUUCUGGCGAUUAUAAUGAAUAUUUUGGUCUCGGAGUUGACACUGAUGCUUUAAUUUAUUUAAUGCUCGCAAACAGUUUAUUGCAUAAGUUUCAUCCUAAUGUUAUUACGAUAGCUGAGGAUGUUUCCGGUAUGCCAGCAUUAUGCAGGCCUGUGUCUGAAGGUGGCGUCGGCUUUGAUUAUCGCCUUGGCAUGGCAAUCCCUGAUAAAUGGAUUGAAUUAUUGAAAACUAAAGCUGAUGAGGAUUGGAAUAUUGGAAACAUUGUACAUACUCUUACGAACAGAAGAUGGAUGGAGAAAACCAUAGCGUAUGCAGAAUCUCAUGAUCAGGCUUUGGUUGGUGAUAAAACCAUCGCUUUUUGGUUAAUGGAUAAGGAGAUGUACACUGGAAUGUCUCUCAUAUAUGGAUCUAAUGAUAUAAUUGAACGGGGCAUUGCUCUGCAUAAGAUGAUAAGGUUAAUAACACAUGCUCUUGGUGGAGAAGGAUAUCUUAAUUUCAUUGGCAAUGAGUUUGGACAUCCUGAAUGGUUAGAUUUUCCCCGAGAAGGUAAUCAAGAAUCGUACCAUUACUGCAGGCGACAAUGGAACCUAGUCGAUGACGAAACAUUGCGAUAUAAGCAAUUAAAUGACUUCGAUAUAAUAAUGAAUCACACUGAAGAAAAGUACAAGUGGCUUCAAGCUCCUCCAGCCUACGUUAGUUGGAAACAUGAAGGAGACAAAGUGAUAGUUUUUGAAAGAGCUGGUCUUGUUUUCGUAUUCAACUUUCAUCCGACUCAAAGCUUUCCAGGAUACCGAAUCGGAGUAGACAUCGCAGGAACUUACGUAAUUGCCAUAUGUUCUGAUGAUAAGCAGUUUGGAGGUUUCGAUAGAAUUGAUAAAAGCAUAAAAUAUGAAACCCAAAACUACUCGCAUGCUAACAGGAAAUAUUCUUUUGAAAUUUACAUACCUUCCAGAGUCGCACUCGUCUUCAGUAAAAUUUAG